Aphanomyces astaci is the source of this 399-nucleotide messenger RNA. RefSeq lists its product as hypothetical. NCBI's taxonomy places the organism in Eukaryota, Oomycota, Saprolegniomycetes, Saprolegniales, Verrucalvaceae. Bases 1 to 399 code for a protein of 132 amino acids. The record is from RefSeq and is a predicted model, not a curated record. The transcript has 2 exons.
AUGACGCGUGUGAUACCUGCAAUCAAGGCGUGUUUUCCAUCGAUGAACAAGCAUGUUGUGUUACAACACGACAAUGCCACGCUACACAGAGUCAUCACGGACGAAGUCCUUGCCUGCGUGUCGACCGAUGGCUGGACGUUUGUUGAUUCUUUGCUUCCAUCCAAGCGCUGCGAUAUAAGUUUGAGAGUCAUUCGUGCGACCCUUGCUGCGUUCGCUCUCUUUGAAAGCGACAAGUUGGUGGACGCGUUCCUGACUUUGCAAGCGGUCAUGCGUUUGGUCCUCGAGAACAACGGCGGCAACCAGCUCCGUUUGCCACAUCUAGGCAAGAAAGCCUUGCGCCGCCGGGAAACUCAUGACCAACGUGUCCUGUCCAUCUCAUCUAGUCUAGGUUACCAGUGA